Molecule: messenger RNA, 1488 nt
Organism: Camellia sinensis
Lineage: Eukaryota; Viridiplantae; Streptophyta; Magnoliopsida; Ericales; Theaceae
Source: RefSeq, a predicted model, not a curated record
CCAUCAAAUUGUCACAACUCUCUCAGACAAUACUUAUCUUCUACUCUGCCUCCUCUGUAGCUUUGUGGUCUCAGACCCACCACCUCAUAACCACCACCACCACCGCACACGGUGUCUCUCCGCCCCCUGUGAAUUUCUUUCUCCGGCGAAGAUGGUGACAGUGGAGGAAGUGAGGAGGGCACAGAGGGCCGAGGGACCCGCGACGGUGAUGGCGAUCGGGACGGCGACUCCGCCCAACUGCGUUGAUCAGAGCACGUACCCAGAUUACUACUUCCGCAUUACUAACAGCGAGCAUAAAACGGAGUUGAAAGAGAAGUUUCAGCGCAUGUGUGACAAGUCCAUGAUUAAGAAGAGGUAUAUGUAUUUGACAGAGGAAAUUUUAAAAGAAAACCCAAAUGUGUGUGCCUACAUGGCACCUUCACUAGAUGCUAGGCAAGACAUGGUGGUUGUUGAAGUACCAAAACUAGGCAAAGAGGCUGCAACCAAGGCCAUCAAAGAAUGGGGCCAGCCGAAGUCCAAAAUCACCCACUUGGUUUUCUGCACCACUAGUGGCGUCGACAUGCCCGGGGCCGAUUACCAACUCACCAAGCUCCUCGGUCUCCGUCCCUCUGUCAAGCGGCUUAUGAUGUACCAACAAGGUUGCUUUGCCGGCGGCACCGUGCUCCGCCUAGCCAAAGACCUAGCUGAGAACAACAAAGGUGCUCGGGUCCUAGUUGUGUGUUCGGAAAUCACUGCAGUCACCUUCCGUGGGCCUAGUGAUGCCCAUCUUGAUAGCCUUGUGGGCCAGGCCCUAUUUGGUGACGGUGCAGCUGCUAUUAUAGUUGGGUCAGACCCAAUUCCCGAGGUUGAGAAGCCGUUGUUUGAGUUGGUCUCAGCGGCUCAAACCAUCCUCCCGGACAGCGACGGUGCUAUCGAUGGGCAUCUUCGUGAAGUGGGCCUUACAUUCCAUCUCCUCAAGGAUGUUCCUGGGCUUAUUUCCAAGAACAUAGAGAAGAGUCUAAAUGAGGCAUUCCAACCCUUGAACAUCACUGAUUGGAAUUCCCUUUUCUGGAUAGCCCAUCCCGGUGGCCCUGCCAUUUUGGACCAAGUGGAAUUGAAGUUGGCCCUUAAGCCCGAGAAGCUUCGGGCCACGAGACACGUGCUAAGUGAGUACGGCAACAUGUCCAGCGCUUGUGUGUUGUUUAUCCUAGAUGAGAUGAGAAAGAGUUCAGCAAAGAAAGGACUCAAGACCACUGGUGAGGGGCUCGACUGGGGUGUGCUCUUUGGGUUCGGACCAGGGCUCACCGUUGAGACUGUGGUGCUACAUAGCGUGUCUACUUAAUUUUAAAAUGUUGCUCUAUCAUUGAACUACGUUGUAGUGAGGUCUUUUUUUUUUAAGGUGUGAUUGUGUUGGCUUUUAUUUGGUUCCACUUUGCUUUGGUUGUUUGCAUUUUGUAAUGAUACUCAUGCAGUGAAUUAAAAUUUAAAUAAUAUAUGUUUCUUGUGAUA